Molecule: messenger RNA, 936 nt
Organism: Camellia sinensis
Lineage: Eukaryota; Viridiplantae; Streptophyta; Magnoliopsida; Ericales; Theaceae
Source: RefSeq, a predicted model, not a curated record
AUGGCGUUAACAGGAAUUGCUCUUCAACUCAGACCCAAACACAGAACAAUUCAAAACCCUAGUUUCAUCCACUUCUUCUCAUCUUCAACCUCCGACUCCAAUGUCGAAGAUCAAAACACUCCCGAUGUCAAGGCCAGUCUCAAACAACAACAAUCUCCACAGCAACAAUAUCGACAACAACCUAGCAAGUACUCUCUCUCCUCUCCUAAAACCCCCUCAAAGGUCGCUUCUUUGGAAGAAAUCCGCAAGAACCUCUCCGAGUUCCGCCGUCGCUCCGCCGUGCCGACGCCGGGGGACAAGUCGUCGUCGUCAUCUCCGCCUCUUCCGCCGUCUCAGCCCAUCUCGUUUCAGGAGCUUUACAAGCGAAAUGUGAUAUCCAAAGGCGAAAAUUCCACCAACGAAGCGAGUUUAAGGGGGAGGUACUCGUUCGAUGCCAUUCGCGAGAGCUUGAAGCAGCUCCGAUCGAACGCUGAGAAGAACAAUCAAGUCAGCAUUAACGAUCCGAUGUCGCUUUCGAAGUUCAAGGAGAGUUUCAAGUUGCGGCCUGUUGAUCCGAAUGCGAGGGACUCGACGGUUAUGAUUGGGGGGAGUGAUGAGCUUCCGGCGUCGGUGUUUGCGAGGGAGAUGAGGGAAAAGAAGGAGCCAGAGUCACCUGCGAUGAAGACGGAGUUUGUGAAGAGUUAUUCUCAAGAGGAGUUGGGGAUGAAGUUGAGGAAAUUGAGGCCGGAAGCUAAGACAGAAAAUUGGUUUUCAUUGGGGGAGUUGAAUGAGAGGCUGAUGAAGUUGAGAGAGAUGGAGGAGAAAGAAACAGAGUUGAAAGUUGGUGGUAUUUCCUUCAGGGAUUUGAGGGAGAGCCUUGAGAAGUUGAAGAUUUCAGAUAAUGAGAAGACAAAGAGACAAACAAGAUUUGAACUUAAUUCGAUAGUACUUAGUUAA